Molecule: messenger RNA, 1230 nt
Organism: Erythranthe guttata (spotted monkey flower)
Lineage: Eukaryota; Viridiplantae; Streptophyta; Magnoliopsida; Lamiales; Phrymaceae
Product: gamma-glutamylcyclotransferase 2-1
Biological process (GO): glutathione catabolic process
Cellular component (GO): cytoplasm
Molecular function (GO): glutathione specific gamma-glutamylcyclotransferase activity
Source: RefSeq, a predicted model, not a curated record
ACGUUCUUUUUCCUCCCUGCUAUAAAUAAAUCACAUGUUCGCCCAAUUUUCUCCAUCGUCCUCCUCAAUCCACCGAAAAGAUUCUCUGCAAAUCAAAGAGAGAGAGACGGAAUCUAAUUAGCGGCGUUAUCUAUCCCGUUAUUCUCUCCUCUCUUUGAAAAAAAAAUUCCUCUUUUUUUUUUUUUCCGAGCAGCUUUUCUCGCAUUUGCGUUUGCGCGGCCGAUCCGAAUUUUUAAUUUUAAUUUUGUUUGGUAAGCGCAAAGGAAAAUUUAUACAAGAUGGUGUUGUGGUUUUUCGGUUACGGGUCGUUGGUGUGGAACCCUGGGUUUCCAGUCGAUGAGAAAGUGGUUGGGUUUAUCAAGGAUUAUAGGCGUGUAUUCGAUUUAGCAUGCAUUGAUCACAGAGGUACGCCUGAGCACCCUGCUAGAACCUGCACCUUGGAAGAACAAGAAGGAACUCUCUGCUGGGGUGCUGCCUAUUGCGUGCGUGGAGGGCCAGAAAAAGAAAAGGCAGCAAUUGAGUAUCUAGAGCGAAGAGAAUGCGAGUAUGACCACAAGACUUUGGUUGAUUUUUACAAAGAGGGUGAUUCUGAGGAGCCCUUUGUCACCGGUGUGAUAGUAUUCACAUCGACACCGGACAAGAUAUCGAACAAGUACUACUUAGGGCCUGCCCCUCUGGAAGACAUGGCUAGGCAAAUUGCAACGGCCAAUGGUCCAUGUGGCAAUAACAGGGAUUACCUUUUCUUGUUGGAGAAGGCCUUGUUUGAUAUUGGGCAUGAAGAUGACUAUGUAAUAGAGCUGGCAAAUGAGGUGAGGAAAGAGCUGGGAAUAGUUGGGGGUGUAAUGAAGGAGAAGAAGUUGACCGGUCAAACACACGUCCCAAUCAAGUCCAGUUUGUCACCUCUCAAGUUGAUGCCUUUGCCCGGAGCUAUUGCCAUGGAUUCUUAGUCGUCGUCUGCUGCUGCUAACACUCAUGAAGAAGAAGAAGACGGUCGAGCUUUUUUUCCUUUUAACAAUUCUAUUACCUGCGGAUUUUACUUUUAGGCAAUUCUUGAUGAUGAUGAUGAUGAUUGACAUUAACAAAGUGGUGUUUGGGACUAAGGUUGUAAUAGGAGGGGAAAGUGGAAUAUGUGGUUUAGAGACUCACUGAUUUUAUUAAUAAUUUGGGCCAAUUCACAAUUGGCUCCACACUAUAUUCGGAAUGAAAUCUUAUCCUUUUAUUUUUUUUUUU